AACCAGUACCACUGCAUGAAUGUUCUCAAGUGUGGUUUCCAUUGUUUGCAGGUGAACUCAGAAGAACAUGCUAAUGCCGAGGGUGAGGCCACUGUGUGGACACACAUCAUCCCUGAAGAAAUUCUGGCAAAGAUCUCAGGAGGGAAGGAAGUUCCUGCAGAAAGUAUCACAGUGUGGAUUGAUCCACUGGACGCCACUCUGGAAUACACAGAAAAUCUCCAGAAGUAUGUCACCACAAUGGUGUGUGUGGCUGUGGACGGGGAUCCUGUUAUAGGUGUGAUUCACAAACCCUUCACCGGGUACACAGCAUGGGGUUUUGUUGGAGAGGGAUCCAAUGUGGUACCUCGUGCUUCCUACAACACAAACUUUCCUAAGGUGAUUGUUUCACGCUCACACUCGGGCAAGGUGGAGAGCUUCGUUCGAGUGGCCUUUGGCAACAAUACAGAAAUGAUACCAGCAGGGGGUGCAGGAUAUAAGGUACUAGCUCUUCUAGACCCCACUGAUGAGGAACAAGAUACGGCCGAUAUUUACAUCCAUGUGACGUACAUCAAAAAAUGGGAUAUCUGUGCGGGUGAUGCCAUCUUGAGGUCUCUUGGUGGUGAAAUGACGACUCUCAAAGGAGAGCAGAUUGAUUACUCUGGGACAGAGGGAAAUAAGGGCGGCCUGCUGGCAAGCAUUAAAACUGACCAUGAAGCAUUGGUGAAAAGACUUCCACCAUGGGAGGAGAACAAACAAUAAUAAAUCACUGCCCAGCCCUGUCCCUAACACUCUCAUUUUCUUCAGUAACACACAGUUGUGUAGACAUAAUGAGGAAAUAAAGAAAAACUUGCGACUGAUCCAACAUAAGUGAAAUGUGUAAUUAUACCUGUAUGAGUCUGAAACCUGUUACAGGUUAUAAACAAAGCAAGUGUGCCUUUGAAACGGUUCUUUCCUAUGUAUUUUGUGACACAUUUAUAGAAUGUUUAAGUGGAAAUUAAGUAAAAAGUGCAGCAUCAAAUCAUGAGGUCACCUUUAUUUUAAUCAUUAAAGAGCAGGUCAUAUCAGAGGUGUAGAUUUUGUCUUAACAGUGUGGGGAGGGGGGUUUUAAAGGGGACUCAAAUAAUACAGCUACUACUAUUAGCGUAGCAACCCCACCCAAUUGCUACUACAAACUAGCCCAAUCACAUUUCGAGGGGGGUUUCCCUGUAAAAAUUGUGUUCCAGGGGGAAAAUACAUGGUUUUCGGUGUGGUUCCUCCGGUAAAAUUCACAUUCCACAGGCUAAAUAUCUUUACGUGAUGUGACAGUAAUUUGAUUUAUUUGAGGUGUAAAUAGACAUAAUGUAAACACAGGCAGAGAUUAUGCAAAUGUAUAGGUAACCUGCAGAAGAUUUGAAAAUAUGAUGACUCAAUGCGGUACAGAGUCAACUCUUUAUUUUGAGGGACAAUAUCUUUAUUUAUCAUGUGCUUUUUUUGAUAAACAACUUUUUACAGACCAUUUACAUUGAAAGAUAGCUACGUUUGUAAAUAUUUCAAAAACCCAUAUGGACCUGCUCUUUAAUAUAUUUAGGUGAACCAGUAGCUUUAUUUUAUUUAAUUUCAUGUUUGUUUUUUUGAGAGUGUUGUUUCCAAAAUUGCUGGUUUAAAUGGUUUUGGGUGAAGAUUUAACUGUGAAUCCAGAGAUAAUUUGAAUGACAUCACUGUGCAUAGCACUGUUUCUCAUAAAGAACUCACUGUUCCCCUAGGUGACGUGUUUUCAGUUCUGUGUAUCAGAUCUCAAUUUGUACUGUUAUACCCUGAUACCUGAAUUGCUGUAUGAUUAGACUACAUAGGUUUAAGCACCACAUGCAAAUAAAAAUAUAUAAUACAAUA
Messenger RNA from Carassius auratus (goldfish), 1848 nucleotides. RefSeq names its product inositol monophosphatase 3-like. The transcript is spliced from 4 exons. Bases 16 to 738 code for a protein of 240 amino acids. Gene Ontology annotation, biological process: phosphatidylinositol phosphate biosynthetic process. The record is from RefSeq and is a predicted model, not a curated record. Gene Ontology annotation, cellular component: endomembrane system. Gene Ontology annotation, molecular function: 3'-nucleotidase activity. NCBI's taxonomy places the organism in Eukaryota, Metazoa, Chordata, Actinopteri, Cypriniformes, Cyprinidae.